CAGGCGAGUGUGAAAUUGAACUUGAGAAACUGUAUAAAUAUCACAUCAUCCGACUACGUCCUCCAUAACGACGCAGAACACAACAACAUACAAGACCUAAUCAUUGUACACCAACUUGACCACACAAGCCACCUCGAAAGACGAGAAAUAGUCCUCAGUUCCUGUCCAACAUGUUGCCGUUUGAAAAACUCAUUUGCAGUAAGUCCGUCUGGAUUAUUUUUAUUUGUUUGACUUCCACUACUUUUGGAUUCUUGGAGAAUUUAAGCAGAAAUGACAUCAACCGCAGGAAUGUCCGAGGAAGCCGUGCGUCAGUGGAGAGCUUCGUCGAAGAGAUGCCCUUUCGAAAAGACACCAGGGGGCAGGUCAACGAGAAAGACAGAAUUUAUGAAAACUUAUAUGACAGGCGAAGUUUUAGAACUGGAACUGAUAGAUUCACAAACCGAAACACUGAUAUCCAACCUGAUCGUCUGAACCAUAACUGGAAUGACGAACGAGGAGCACUAAACGACCGAGACCUUCUUACACCAGCUACUGGCAUAACUAUUACUAUCAGAAGCGUUCCCAAUGAACGAAGAAGCCGGGAUGUAAGAAUAGAUGAAGAACAACGUGUCAGAAGCAUCAAUAACCGACCAGAAAGAUUAUUUCGUGAUGAUCGACGAUCAAGAAGUACAAGAGAAAAUAAAGUACAACGAGAAAGCCGCGAAGACAACUUGUCCGAUGACAGAAUGAAGAAUAUCAGAGAAAACCAACCGAAGUCUCUUAACAUUCGUAAGGAGAACAUGUUUCGAGAGACUUUAUCCAGAGAAAAUAGACAACAAGACCAAUAUAUAAGACAAGUAACAUCCAGGAAUAAUAGACAAAGAGAACUUCGCAAAAAUUAUGACCGUCGUCUAAAAAACAGAGACCAGCGCGUUGAAAGGAAUAUGGGAGCCAGCCAAGAACGCGUAAACGAACAAAGACAACUUCAAGAACGUCGAAAGGAAACCCAAGUUAGAAAUUACCGAGAACAAAGCCAUGAACGAAUUUUAAAAUUACGUAACGAAGAUUUCAGUGCAUCACGAUAUGAACAAAACUUAUUAAAUAGUGGGCGGAGGAUUGAAAAUCGGCAAAGGAAUAUAGAAAACUAUGAACGUAGCCAGGAAAAGCGAGAAAGAAUUCUAGAGGGGACUUUUAGUUACAAUCAGUACAACAAUUUGAAUGAAAAUAGAAAAGGACAUCAAGAGAAACGAACAACUUUUAAAACUACAAUAAAUGCACGAUCAUUACGAAAUCGCUCAACAAGACGUUUCCGUAAUAGCCAAGAAAGAAGUAUAGAACGGGUGCCCAAUAGUUAUAGAGACCCCAAUCAACAUCACGUGGAAAGAAGAAUCUCGGAUAGAGAUCUUCGCUCAGUAAGAUAUAGCAUAACUCGCAACAAUAGAAGCAACGGUUAUCAUUCGAUGCAAUUUUUAGAUGCCAACAUGAAUGAAAUCAGGCAAAAUCGUGAAAGAAACGUCAACAUCGCAUCUAAGGACAGAUUAGACCUCUACAGGGAACACGAAGAAAGAAAUCAACGCGAACGCGAACGACAAUUCGCCAUAGAACAUAUCCAUCAUGGAUAUAUCGACCGUAGCAGAUAUUCUAGAAGAUAUGGUGAAAGUCACUAUCGCUAUGAUAAUGCUUACUCCAGAAACUUUAAUAUGCCAUCAUGGUCAAUAAGAAAUCUCCCACUAAGAGCUAGCUUAGCCCGAAGUGACUCCGCUAGGCAAGCAACAGAAGCUCGACCCAAUUCCGGUAUUUCUGAGCAGGAAACUUCAACUUGCAUAUCAGUCCAAAGGAAUAUUAAAAAGCAAAUACCAAUACAAAGGAAUAUCAGAGAGAACGAUGCUCGAGUGAAAAACCUGACUAAACAAACACGUGACGCUUUAGCUGUGUCGCUUUCUCACAAUUCCAUUGAAAUACGAUCUGUACCAGUUGUAAAAUUCUUACCAAACAGUAGAAGAUAUGCUGAAGAACAUAUAGAUGUUCAAUAUCACAAACACAACUUUAGGUUUGACGUUUUGGUUAACGUGAUUCAAGUCAUUCUUGGUGUUUACUUGAUUGGGCAAAUCUUAGCGCACUCUUCAAAGAAGAAGUCCUCUGGGUUGUAUAAGAUAUUUCCCACUUUAAGCGCCAUCAAAGAAAAACUAGAAUAGAUCCUUACUUUUAAUGAUCAUUUUCUUAAGAACGCCAACGUCUUGAACUGAUGACAACCGCCAUGCUCUAAGGUACCUAUCCGUAGCUUAACUUUAGCUCAAAGUUAGUAGUAGUUAACCUUAACAGGGAUAAACAAAUGAACAACUUCAUCAACUCAAAGUCUAUCAAAAUUUCAGAAUAGAAUAUUUAUUAGUUUAAAUUAUGUAAUAAGAAGCUAUAUAUGUACAAUAUUAUAGAAGUAGAUAAAUAAAUGUUCACUC
Molecule: messenger RNA, 2435 nt
Organism: Diabrotica balteata
Lineage: Eukaryota; Metazoa; Arthropoda; Insecta; Coleoptera; Chrysomelidae
Source: the annotation of a GenBank genome assembly